Molecule: messenger RNA, 615 nt
Organism: Penicillium alfredii
Lineage: Eukaryota; Fungi; Ascomycota; Eurotiomycetes; Eurotiales; Aspergillaceae
Product: NOPCHAP1/New4 family protein
Exons: 2
Biological process (GO): box C/D snoRNP assembly
Source: RefSeq, a predicted model, not a curated record
AGCCUCGCGCACCCCCACCCCCCCUCGGACGACGACGACCCAACCUCAUCCUCAGGCUCCUCAUCCUCCGAAAGCGAAAGCGACAGCGAUAGUGACAGCGACCAAGAUGAUGAUAUUCAUCACGCAGACCACGGCGACCCCUCCUCCGCGCCCUCAAUACCGCAUAUCCCCGGCCGCCCGAAACCGCGAAUACGCCGUAUAAAGCAGGACUCGGGGCUUUUGUCGCGGCUCUCGACGUUUUUGCCUAAGAUGAAGGAUGCCAAUGAGAGUUUGCAGAGGGAGAUUGAGGCUGGGAGGGCGGGCGAUGUUGUGAUGGAUUCUGUGGGUAAGGAGGGAGAGACUGAGGAUGAGGAUGAGGAUGAGAACGAAAAUGAUGGGAAGCAGUAUAUUGAGAUGAAUUUGGGUCUCGGCGUCCUGGAAGAAAAGCGCGACAAUGAGGACGGGUCCUCUAGUGGCAAUGACGGUGGUGGUGCCGAUUCUACUCAAAAACCAGGAUCGAAACAAGAAGAGGGCAACCUAUCGAAAGCACAGAAUGACUCGGAUGUUCUGGGUAAGCUCAUGGGGGAUACACAGUCGGCUGCGGAUAAGCCGUCGAUCGAGGAGAUCGCGGAGUGA